AUGGGCUUGACAAGGUGUGGGCACUGUAAGAAAAUGAAGCCAGAAUAUGAGAAGGCUGCAGAGUUUCUCCAUGUAGCCAGUGAUAGUCCAGGUGUCCUCGCAGCAGUCGAUGCUACCGUCAACAAGGCGCUGGCAGAAAGAUACCACAUCUCAGGGUUUCCUACUUUGAAGUAUUUUAAGGAUGGAGAGGAGAAAUACACUCUGCCACACCUCAGAACAAAGAAGAAGAUCAUCGACUGGCUGCUAAAUCCUGAAGCACCACCUCCACCUGAGCCUGCAUGGGAAGAAAAACAGACUAGCGUUAUCCACCUUGCUGGUGAAGACUUCAGAGAGUCCUUGAAGAAGAAGAAGCACACCCUUGUCAUGUUCUAUGCACCAUGGUGUCCCCACUGUAAAAAUGCCAUUCCGCAUUUUACAACUGCUGCCGAAGUCUUUAAAGAAGAUCGAAAGAUCGCCUACGCUGCAGUGGACUGUGCCAAAGGACAGAAUCAUGACCUGUGCAAGCAGGAGGGGGUUGACGGCUACCCCACCUUCAACUAUUACAACUAUGGGAAAUUUGUGGAGAAAUACAGCGGGGAAAGAGGAGAAAGUGGACUGACUAAUCCCCUACGUGCUAUAAGAGAAAGAGACCAUGAAAGAGUAGGAAAGAAGAAGGAUGAACUGUAG
Eurypyga helias (sunbittern) is the source of this 666-nucleotide messenger RNA. RefSeq names its product protein disulfide-isomerase A5-like. The record is from RefSeq and is a predicted model, not a curated record. Lineage: Eukaryota; Metazoa; Chordata; Aves; Eurypygiformes; Eurypygidae. Gene Ontology annotation, biological process: protein folding. The coding region runs from base 1 to 666 and encodes 221 amino acids. The transcript has 9 exons. Gene Ontology annotation, molecular function: protein disulfide isomerase activity. Gene Ontology annotation, cellular component: endoplasmic reticulum.